Molecule: messenger RNA, 884 nt
Organism: Melitaea cinxia (Glanville fritillary)
Lineage: Eukaryota; Metazoa; Arthropoda; Insecta; Lepidoptera; Nymphalidae
Product: mitochondrial inner membrane protease subunit 2
Exons: 1
Coding region: 164-658 (164 amino acids)
Biological process (GO): mitochondrial respiratory chain complex assembly
Cellular component (GO): membrane; mitochondrial inner membrane peptidase complex
Molecular function (GO): serine-type endopeptidase activity
Source: RefSeq, a predicted model, not a curated record
UGUCAACUGUCAUCGAAAAAAAUGACGUUUCUAUAAUUUUGCGAAUAAAAAAAAAUAGCCUAAAAACUGCACACAAAUGUAUCAAACGUAAUUUUUUAUACUAAAUACAUAAACAAAAAAUGUGGGUAAUGUUUUACUACCUCAAAAAUAAACCGGCUUAUUGAUGUCUUUUCGAAGUUUCCUUAAGUCGCUCCUUUUUGGUGUACCAAUCGGUGUAACGUUUUUGGACUCGGUGGGAUAUGUAGCGAGGGUCGAAGGCAUUUCCAUGCAGCCCGUGCUGAAUCCGGAGUCAAAAAACACAGACUAUGUCUUUUUAUCACGAUGGUCCGUCAGUGAUUACCAAAUAAAAAGAGGUGAUAUAAUAUCUUUAGUUUCACCUAAGGAUCCUAAUCAGAAGAUUAUAAAGCGCGUAGUAGCUUUGGAAGGUGAUGUUGUGAGCACACUUGGAUAUAAGACCAAGUAUGUGAGGGUCCCUGAAGGUCAUUGCUGGGUGGAGGGUGAUCACACUGGCCAUACUCUCGACAGCAAUACCUUUGGUCCGGUCUCGCUAGGCUUAGUUAGUGCUAAAGCUGUGUGUAUAGUGUGGCCGCCAGAGAGAUGGCAGAACUUAGAAACUAAAUUGCCGGAGAAUAGAAAGCCCAUUAGUAUAGCUAUAUGAUCCUAGCAACCAAAUAGAUUUUACAAUGAUCAAAGUACUAACUUUAGCUUUUUAAAGAAUUGUAUAGAUCUGUGAAUUGUACAAUUUAAUUUAACUUCAUUGUGUUGCUUAUAACUAAUUAUUUAUUGAAUUUCUGUGCUUAAUUGUUGAAAGAAAUAAAUUAAAAAGCUUAAGAUACAUAACAUCUCAUGAAUUUAUAUUUAGGAAUAAAGUUUUUUUAAAUCAA